This is a messenger RNA of Phytophthora infestans T30-4, 568 nucleotides long. RefSeq names its product 2-isopropylmalate synthase, putative. Bases 77 to 568 code for a protein of 163 amino acids. The record is from RefSeq and is a predicted model, not a curated record. Gene Ontology annotation, molecular function: 2-isopropylmalate synthase activity. Gene Ontology annotation, biological process: L-leucine biosynthetic process. The transcript is spliced from 2 exons. NCBI's taxonomy places the organism in Eukaryota, Oomycota, Peronosporomycetes, Peronosporales, Peronosporaceae.
GGUUUUUGGAGCUCACCAGCCCAAGUGACCUGCACUCUCGUUCACCAUCAUUAGCCCAGUCCAUAGUUGCAGCAUGAUGCAGACGAUCGCUAAGCGCUCGGCCACCGCAGCCAAGGCCAACGCGCGUCGCGCCUUCUCGAACGCCGCCGCCGCCGAGGCUGGCAAGGAGCGCCUCGUGCUCUUCGACACGACGCUGCGCGACGGGGAACAGUCACCCGGCGCUACGCUUAACUUCAAAGAGAAGCUGGACAUCGCUCGUGCUUUGAGCACGCUGGGCGUGGACGUGUGCGAGGCUGGAUUCCCCAUCUCGUCUCCGGGUGACUUUGACGCCGUGUCAGCCAUUGCCAAGGAGAUUGGCCCCAUCACAGCCGGCCGUCCUACGGGCGAGCCCAUGACUAUCUGUGGUCUUGCUCGCGCUAUGGAGAAAGACAUUCAGCGCUGCUACGACGCUGUUAAACACGCGCCCAAGCACCGCAUUCACACAUUCCUGGCCACGUCCGACAUUCACCUCCAGUACAAGCUUAAGAUCUCGCGUGAUGAGUGCAUUCGUCGUGCUGUGGACGCCUGA